AUGUAUCUUAAGAGGCCUCUUGGUAAAGAAGAGACCUCAAAUUUGAUUGAAAGGAAUGUUCUUUCUUAUAUUAUGGUGCUAGAGCUUCCUCUAGUGAAGAUGGUUUACAGAAUCUCUAAGGCGUUCCUUCUUUGGAGGCGUUCUAUGGCUUUGGGAAAACAAUUGUCCACCUCAUAUGUGAAGGCCUCAUUUUCAAUUACCAAUCAAGUAUUUGAAGAUUGUCCGAAGAAACUCAUAGAGCAAUCUUGUAGUCUUAAGGCCUAUUGGUCCGCAUCAAAAAGUAUUCCUAAGGAGGUGAAAAAAAUUAAAGAGGAAGAGAUUACCCUCACUAAGUUAGUAAAGAAGGGUGGGAAGUAUAAGGAUGCCACUCUUAAAAGGACAAAUUUGCUAGCAAUUGUCCUUAUUACUCAUGCAAUUGAGGAACAUACUCAUGAGGGGGUUGUUAAACUUAAUCAUGGGGAAGUGAGGGAAGAACCUCGGAUUUUCUCUCCUUUAACUAAGGUUGUAGGAGGGGACUAG
Molecule: messenger RNA, 519 nt
Organism: Dovyalis caffra
Lineage: Eukaryota; Viridiplantae; Streptophyta; Magnoliopsida; Malpighiales; Salicaceae
Source: the annotation of a GenBank genome assembly